UGCGUCCGACAGUUUCCACCAACGACUCCACCUGAAGACGACGAUGAGCAGAUUAUGGCGCCAAAUCAUCGUGGGACAAACGACGCUUUUCGCCCUGCUCGUCACGUCCCUCUUAAUACUUUUUUAUAGCACCGAAGACACAUGUCCCGAAGGGACCUUUUCCUGUGGGACUGAAACUUCUCUCUGUAUUCCCCAAAGACAUGUCUGCGAUCUGCACGAACACUGUCCGGAUGGCGACGACGAAGAUCCAGCACUCUGUGCCGAUCUACAAGGAAGCGUGGACAUGGUCGACUCGUACAUCAACAAUUCGCUACAGAAGGGAUCCGACUUCCAGAGCUACCGUAAUAUUUGCGAGAUUUCCGACUACCCGGCGUUUUGCAGAUGCGGAUACAAAUCUCGUUUAGAUUGUAAAUCGUCCGGGUUGUAUGGGAUACCACAGAAUAUAUCCUCGAGUGUGACACAUCUUAUUUUGGCCAAUAACUGCAUUUCUAACAUCACAAGUGACGACUUCAACAAGUACAAUUUGCAAUUAAUUCACCUGGAUGGAAAUGGACUGGAGUACCUGCCUCCUGAUGUGUUUAGAGGGCAGCUCCGACUGGAGAAGUUAUUCAUCGUAAACAACAAACUGAAAGUUAUUGAAAAAGGUGUCCUGUCCGGCCUUCCAAAAUUAUCCUGGUUGUUCCUGGACAACAAUCAAAUCGAGUACAUUUAUUUAAAGGAUUUCCGAGGGUUACUUUCAAUCAGAUGGAUCAACAUUUCAGGCAAUAAAUUAACCUUUGAAAACGAUGAAUUUCCAUUCAUGCCGAUGAUUCAGGAACUGUUUUUGAAUUACAACUUGAUUAAAACCGUAGAUAAAAAUCUCUUUCAAAAUCUGGUGCCGCUGGAACUAUUGUCCUUGCGUGGAAACAUGAUCACAUCGAUACACGAGGCCGCCUUUACCAAUCUUAAUCGUCUUAAGGAACUUAAUUUAAUGGACAACAAGAUUACUAUUUUGCCCUCCCAGGUGUUUUCUUCGCUGGUAUCAAUGUCCAAGCUUGUUAUAGGAAAUAAUCCCUUCACUUUUGUACCCAGCGAGCUCUUCCAAAACACCAUAAACGUCCGCUCCUUAAACAUGGAAGGCAUAGAGAUAACAAACAUCGACCUAGGGAUGUUCGAGCACUUGUCUGAUUUACAAUCAGUUUACUUCCUGAAAUACUCCUACUGUUCCUACUCGCCGAUGGUUCCAAGAUGCAGACCCUUGUCAGACGGCAUUUCCUCCACCAAACAGCUCCUUUACAAACCCAUUUUGCGCUACUCCAACUGGAUUAUCUGCUUCAUCACCAUUUCCGCCAACACCUUGGUGCUGUUUGGGAGGUACAUGUUCAGAGACGAAAACAAAGCCUUAAGUCUGGUGAUCAGGAACUUGGCCAUCAGCGAUUUAGGUAUGGGGAUCUAUUUGUUGAUAAUAGCGGUUCAGGACUGGAGAUUUCGUAACGCCUACAACCAAUAUGCCCACGCCUGGAUAUCGUCCUGGGGUUGCACCGUCACCGGGAUGAUUGGAAUGUUGUCCAGCGAAGUAUCCAUGCUCCUCCUCCUGUUCAUGUCCAUCGACAGAUACUUGCUCAUCGCCGUGCCCUUUGGAAGGUACCACGCUUUGACCCUGAGGAAGACCACCUUGAUUUUGACCGGGAUUUGGCUCGUUGGUGUCUUCAUCACCGUUCUGCCAGUUAUUGAAUACCACAACAGCACGAGGUUUUACGGCGUCAACGGUUUAUGCUUCCCGCUGCAUAUUGACGAUCCGUAUUUUAUCGGUUGGGAGUUUUCGGUCACCAUUUUUGUGGGAUUAAACGCAUUUUGCAUGAUUGUUACUACUGUUGUGUAUAUUGGUAUGUUCGUAAGUAUAUGGAGAACCAGAAAUGCCACAACAUUGCCAUCAAAGGACUACGAGUUUGCUGUAAGGUUCUUCUUCAUUGUCUUGACCGAACUUUUUUGCUGGCUGCCUAUUAUCACCAUCAAAGUUAUCGUCCUCUUCCAAUUUUCUGUAUCAGAUGACACUUAUGGAUGGCUGGUUGUCUUCAUACUUCCAAUUAACUCUGGUCUAAACCCAAUUUUGUACACCUUCACCACACCUAAGUACCGCAGAGAAAUUUACCGGGUACCCAUGAGCGUCCGGGAAUCCACUUCCAACAAGACAAGGACCUACGACAAAGGUUCUCCAGGUACCUACCAUUCUGUAUUCGAUUUAAAAAAGUUUCUACAAUAUCAGACUCCUUUUGUUCAACUCAUUUGAUGCUUAUCAAAGCCUUCUUCUUACUUAUUUAUGCAAAUAGAAAUGUCUUUGUUUAGAACAUGGAAGCAUGCAUCUCGUUGACCGGACAGGACUGAGAUUUGUGAACAACAAAUUUUGAAAACGAGGAGAAUGUACACUGACAGUAUUAUUUUGCAUUUAUUUUAUUUAUUUAAUAAACAUUUUU
Messenger RNA from Aethina tumida (small hive beetle), 2453 nucleotides. It is a transcript of the gene Lgr3, whose product is annotated as relaxin receptor 2. The coding region runs from base 44 to 2269 and encodes 741 amino acids. Gene Ontology annotation, cellular component: membrane. Gene Ontology annotation, biological process: G protein-coupled receptor signaling pathway. The transcript is spliced from 16 exons. Gene Ontology annotation, molecular function: G protein-coupled receptor activity; protein binding. Lineage: Eukaryota; Metazoa; Arthropoda; Insecta; Coleoptera; Nitidulidae. The record is from RefSeq and is a predicted model, not a curated record.